This is a messenger RNA of Nannospalax galili (Upper Galilee mountains blind mole rat), 490 nucleotides long. RefSeq names its product resistin like beta (gene Retnlb). Gene Ontology annotation, cellular component: extracellular region. Lineage: Eukaryota; Metazoa; Chordata; Mammalia; Rodentia; Spalacidae. The transcript is spliced from 4 exons. The coding region runs from base 48 to 377 and encodes 109 amino acids. Gene Ontology annotation, molecular function: hormone activity. The record is from RefSeq and is a predicted model, not a curated record.
CAUUGUUGGACUACUCAGACUCUAUCCUGACUCUGACUUUCUACAGAAUGAAACCUAUUUGCUCCCUUCUCAUCUUCAUCUCCCUUCUCCAGCUGAUGAUCCCAGUGAAGACUGAGUGGACCUUAAAGUCUUUGGUGGAGAAAAAUAUCCAUGAAGCCCUCAACACUCAAGGGAACAUAUGGGGUGCUAAAAAGGUUUCAUGCACUAGUGUCGCCUCAUCAGCCAAGAUGGCCACUUGUCCUGCUGGGAUGACUGUCACUGGUUGUGCUUGCGGAUUUGCCUGUGGUUUCUGGGAUGUGAAGAAUGAAACUACAUGUCACUGCCUGUGUCCUGUCAGACUGUACCACUGCCCUCUGCUGUCAACUGGCCUGAGAUGAAGAGGUUAAGAACCCAGUUGUACAAUGCUGACUUUAAAGAAACCAUGAUCUCAACCAGGAAUCUUGACUCAAAAUGUCAUAAUACAUUCAUUUUGUGUAAUAUUCCUGCUUCU